AUGGAGUUAUCAUUAUACAAAUACAAUAUAGCUGCAGGAAAAAAGAAAUUUUUUAGAUGUAAUAAAGGUAAAGCUCGUGGUAAACAAUGUGAUGCUGAUAUUUAUUUGUUAUUUGAAUCUACAAAUGAUAAAGUUGUUUUAUUUCGCACCACAUCAGACCAUAUCCAUGAUAACAUAGAAGAAAAACCUUCAAGAAUAACAACUGAAGUAAAAAAAAUUAUACAAGAAUUAUUUGAAUUAAAAUUGAAACUGAAAGCAAUAAUCGAAGUACUUCAUGGACGUGGAAUAGCAGUACCAAGCAUUCACCAAUUAAAUAAUUUGUUAAGGUCCAUUAUGAGUACAAAACUAGGUCCAACUUCAAUUAGUCUUGGUGAAAUUGAACAACGGUGUCUAGAAUCAAGUCAAUCAAUUCCAGAAUCAGCUGAUACUCCUUUUGUUGCAUCACAUCAAAUUAUUUAUGAUGAUGAAAAUGAAAACGGAGAUAUUGAUGAUGGUGAUAUUAAUGAAAACAAUACAACUAAUCUUGAUCGAUACUUUCAUUUAUUUGGCAUGGCUGUUUGUUACAAUGAAGCAACACAGAAUUUUAGAUUUAUAUUUCGUGCUUUACAAGAAGGUUUACAAAAGUUGAAUUUAGAAGAAAUUAAUCCAGAGUUUUUAAUCACUGAUUGUGCUGAUGCCACACGCAAUACUUUUCAAGAUGUGUUUGGAGAAAAACCAAUGGUAAUAUGUUGGGCGCAUAUGCGUAGAAAAGUGCACAAAAAUGAACGUUUAUUUAUGAAAGCUUCAAAUGUAUUUGUGAAAAAAUGGUCGAAAACAGAACCAAAUUUCGUAGAAUGUUUCCAAAACGAAUGGCUAACAACACAUGAUGCAUGGCAUGAAGGAGUUGACCAUUUUACACCAAGUACAAAUAAUGCUUUAGAAGCCACAAACAAUGCUAUAAAAAAGGAAAAUACACUUCGUGAACGUCUACUUUUAUCAUGA
This is a messenger RNA of Rotaria sp. Silwood1, 981 nucleotides long. Lineage: Eukaryota; Metazoa; Rotifera; Eurotatoria; Philodinida; Philodinidae. The record is from the annotation of a GenBank genome assembly.